Messenger RNA from Arabidopsis lyrata subsp. lyrata, 836 nucleotides. RefSeq lists its product as uncharacterized. The record is from RefSeq and is a predicted model, not a curated record. Lineage: Eukaryota; Viridiplantae; Streptophyta; Magnoliopsida; Brassicales; Brassicaceae. The transcript has a single exon. Bases 257 to 580 code for a protein of 107 amino acids.
GAAUUCGGUUUAGAGUGAGGCAGCUAGGGCCAGGUCUUGUAUAUUUUUAGCAAAAGCCUAUAUGGACUUGGACAAACCGUGUCUAGUGAAUUUUCUAUUACAAAAUCCUACAAAUUUGGUUCAAAAUGUUGAAAACGAAUUCUUUCGUAGUAAAGUCAAAGUCAAAGUUCAUAUAUGUGUGUGUAUACAUAAACAUAAGAUAGUGAGACCAAACUAGCCCAAAGUCAAACAAUGACAUCUCAAAAACCCUAUAUAUAUGAGUCAUUAUCGAAUUUAUUACACAUACAAAACAAAAAAGGCCCUACACUCACCAAUAGAAAGCUCAUUUUUGUUUUUGUUUCUCAUUCGAAAAAAUAAAAUUCUAAGCAUGAUGAAGAAACAAUUGGUGGUCGUAGUUAUGUUAGUUGUUAUGUUCGUUGUUUUCUUGGACGCUACGCAAGUUGAAGCCAUGAGGCCUUUCCCGGAGACCGUAGAUGAGAUCCGGCUUCUGUUUCAGGCGUUGCAAAGAGGUCCGGUCCGUGGUUCUGGUCGGAACGGUUGCACCAAUAUUCCUCGCGGUUCAGGCAGAUGCCAUAACUGAGCUGUCACACGAAUCUUCAUCUUCAUUUCAUCAUUCUUUGAUCCCAUUUUUUCUCACAUUUGUGUGUUACGUACAUAAUUACAUUUACGUAAUUAUACGAUAUCUUUAGACUUCGAGUCUUCUUCAUGUAAUUGAAUUGUAAUCAACGGAAACUUAAUUAGUUUAUUAGCGUGUUUACUCAAUACAAACAUGUUUUCUUUUUGCUAUACUAGCUAGUUGGUCAAGAAAAUGGCAUUUUUAGAAACAAAUGUAAUAA